AUGCACAUUACGGCUCGCCCCUGCACUCCUCCGCGUGAAAGCAUAUCACCCGAUGGCAGUCCUUUUGUUUGUUACCACCGUCUCUCGGAAUACAUGACUGGACGGAGCUGUUCACCUCCGUCACAACCCGCACAAUGGCGGGAGAGUUCUAGGUACACGGUUGAUGCUCUCCCAGAGACGCGGCCAAGUCAGUUGCUGACACCAAGGGCUACUCGAGUAGACAUUGCUCACCCGCCAGCAGCGUUCUGUACACCCCAGUUGAUGCGUGAGGAAUUGCAGCUCCGAGCCAGUCUAGACUCAGAGCUUGCCCUCGCUAGACGAGACUCGUCCUGGCGUUUGGAACCGGCAGUGACAUCUCUCGUCGAAGGUCUCUACGUGGGCGGCUUUCCUGAUGAAGAGACGUUGGAAACUUUGCGGCGUGAAAAGGUCGAUACAAUUAUCAACUGCUGUGCGGGGGAGUAUGACACCCUUGAUAGCGUGCGUGAGGAAUUUACUGUUCAUCACCUGUAUGCGGAGGAUCAAGGCGAUUAUUUGAUUUUGUUUCACUGUUAUGAUCAAUUUGCAGCCAUCGUUAACGAAGCAAAAAAAUUGGGUCGUCGAGUGUUUGUUCAUUGUGUGGCAGGCAUCAAUAGAAGUGUGACACUCUGCAUUGCAUACUUGAUGCAAUACUAUCAUAUGGAACCCAUCAGUUGCGUACGUCUUUUUCUAUCACAGGGUAGAACAGAUAUCUUGCGAAAUGUGUCCUUCCGUCAUCAAAUUGUGGAUUUUUACCUCAACACGCUAUCGACGUGA
Molecule: messenger RNA, 792 nt
Organism: Trypanosoma cruzi
Lineage: Eukaryota; Euglenozoa; Kinetoplastea; Trypanosomatida; Trypanosomatidae
Product: dual specificity protein phosphatase, putative
Exons: 1
Coding region: 1-792 (263 amino acids)
Biological process (GO): negative regulation of MAPK cascade; protein dephosphorylation
Cellular component (GO): cytoplasm
Molecular function (GO): MAP kinase tyrosine/serine/threonine phosphatase activity; protein tyrosine/threonine phosphatase activity
Source: RefSeq, a predicted model, not a curated record